AGCAGUUCUUUUGCAAGAGAACCUAUCGUGCGCUCACCUGCGUUAGUUCAACCGACAAUCAACAAGAAGAGCAACAACAAAAAUGUUUCUCGGCGGCUUCGUUCCUCGUCGCUUUGCGCAGUUCAAUCGCGACCCGUUCUGGAUGUUCUUCAUCUUCUCGGUUGGUGCGUGGAUUGGCGAGUACCCGGCGAUGCAGAUCAAGUACAACGCUCGUGACCUCAUCUUAGACCCUCACCGUUACGUGUGGUCGCACCUGGAUGACCACCACUAA
Molecule: messenger RNA, 271 nt
Organism: Leptomonas pyrrhocoris
Lineage: Eukaryota; Euglenozoa; Kinetoplastea; Trypanosomatida; Trypanosomatidae
Exons: 1
Coding region: 83-271 (62 amino acids)
Source: RefSeq, a predicted model, not a curated record